Messenger RNA from Colletotrichum gloeosporioides, 774 nucleotides. RefSeq names its product Ribonuclease P/MRP protein subunit POP5. The coding region runs from base 1 to 774 and encodes 257 amino acids. The record is from RefSeq and is a predicted model, not a curated record. Gene Ontology annotation, biological process: tRNA 5'-leader removal. Lineage: Eukaryota; Fungi; Ascomycota; Sordariomycetes; Glomerellales; Glomerellaceae. Gene Ontology annotation, cellular component: ribonuclease P complex. The transcript is spliced from 3 exons.
AUGGCCACUUUGAGAGGGGUAUCCAUGGUGAACGAGGCGGAUCUGAGACCUGUCAGCGACCUCCCGCAUGGACCCCACUUCGAGCCGCUGUUCUUUGAUGUCCUCCCCUGCACUUCCAGCUUUGACGCGAGUACGUACCGCGACUUGAACUUUUUCAGCAUCGACUUCGACAAGCAGUCACUCCUCAAGAGCGCGCAACGGCACGGCAAAAUGGUCCGAAUCAAGGAGAGGUAUAUCCUCGUCAACAUUCUUUACCCACAUGACGCGUCAAAGCAACAGGCGUCCAAUGUUCCGGAUUUCGUAGUCAUGCAUCAGCCCACGACGGGGCAGCUUACUCCCCAGUCACUGCUGAAGGCGCUCCGAGUUGAAGUUGCUACGCUUUUUGGCGAUUACGGCUCUGGCGCCAUUGAAGGAAACCUAUCAAUCAAAUAUCUCUCUCAAGCAACUUCAACUUUCAUCCUCAAAAUCAAGAGAGAGCACUACCGUCUUGUGUGGGCCGCACUCACAUUCAUGGAUCGCGUCCCCCUUAAGCACGGAGAUGGAAAACGCUGCUUGUUCAAAGUCGUCCGAGUGAGUGGCACGAUCCGUAAGGCUGAGGAGGAAGCCAUCAAACAGGCUAGACAGCUCGUACUCGCCGCCAAAGACUCCGUCGCAGCAGCAGCCAGCGGCACCGGGCCAAUGUUCGCUCGAAGCAAGGCACAAGCCGGCGACGCCAUCAUGGUUGACGCAUCAGACGUCUCAGAUGAAGAGGGAAUGGAUGAAGAAGACGGCUGA